Messenger RNA from Vanessa tameamea, 1776 nucleotides. It is a transcript of the gene Alg3, whose product is annotated as lethal(2)neighbour of tid protein 2. The transcript has a single exon. NCBI's taxonomy places the organism in Eukaryota, Metazoa, Arthropoda, Insecta, Lepidoptera, Nymphalidae. The record is from RefSeq and is a predicted model, not a curated record. The coding region runs from base 223 to 1704 and encodes 493 amino acids. Gene Ontology annotation, molecular function: dol-P-Man:Man(5)GlcNAc(2)-PP-Dol alpha-1,3-mannosyltransferase activity. Gene Ontology annotation, cellular component: endoplasmic reticulum.
ACAUUGACGUGAUUGUCAAUUUUUUUAUUUUAAAUCGUCUUAGAAGUUAAAAAAUAAUCAUGCAGCUGUUAGCUACUAAAAUGUAGCUCAGUGUCUGGGUUUGGUGACCUGAUCCUAAAAUAGAAAUAGCUUUCAAUAAUAGGUAUCAAAAUUUCGAAAGCAAUAAUCUUUUAAAACUAUUAAACGAAGAACGACACUAAUUUCAUAGAAGAAUCUUCCAAAAUGGGCAGCCGAAAUAGAUUACAAGAGAUUAACCAUGAACUUAAAAAAAUUUUUACAUGGAAUUAUUUAAAAGGAUUAGUGGUGAAUCCGGCGCAAUUGCCUUUUAUGGCUUUUCUUAUAAUAGUAGCCGAGUUAAUCCUUAAUGUACUGAUAGUAGAAAAAGUGCCUUAUACAGAAAUAGAUUGGAAAGCGUAUAUGCAAGAGUGUGAAGGAUUUCUAAAUGGAACACUUGAUUACAGCAAACUUCGAGGAGAUACUGGACCAUUAGUUUAUCCAGCAGGUUUCGUCUAUAUAUAUUCUUUAUUUUAUUUUCUUACAGAAAAAGGUAAUAACAUAAAAUUAGCUCAAUACAUUUUUAUAGGGGUCUAUAUAUUAUUACUUAGUUUAGUUCUUAGAAUUUACAUCAAAACUAAAAAAGUGCCUCCAUAUGUUCUUGCUAUUACAAUAUUAACUUCAUAUAGAAUCCAUUCUAUUCACAUUCUACGUAUGUUUAAUGAUCCAGUAGCUGUUCUUUUCUUAUACAUAUCUAUUAAUUUCUUUCUCGAUUCAAAAUGGUACUUGGGUAGUAUUUUUUACAGUUUGGCAGUUUCAAUAAAGAUGAACAUUCUUUUGUAUGCUCCUGCUUUAUUUUUCUUUUAUUUAAUAAACCUCGGACUCAAGGAUACCAUAAAACAAUUAUUUACAUGUGGUAUGAUACAAUUCGUUUUAGGAUUGCCCUUCUUAAUAGUAAAUCCUGUAGCAUAUAUCAAAGGUAGUUUUGAUUUGGGUAGAGUAUUUAAUCACACAUGGACAGUUAAUUAUAGAUUUUUAGAUAUUAAAUUAUUUGAAAGUGUCUACUUUCAUCUGACAUUGUUGUCUAUACAUAUCAUGCUUUUGUUAAUAUGUUUGCCCAUGUGUAUUAAAUAUUUUCAAAGUUAUUGCCGUUUGAAAUUUGUACAAAAACAAGUGCAACCACAAAUCGAGGCAAAGAAUAAAGAAAGAAAAUCUAAGUUGAAAAAAGACAUUAAAAUGAAGAUUAAUUCAAACAUUGACAAAGAAGAAAAGCUUUCUAAGGAACAAGAACAAUUUAUAAAUUCAUUUGAAAUGAUGCUUCAGAAGUCUUCACAAAAAAGUGGCAAUAAGAUAUCUAAGAAGAUUGUUAAUAAUGAGAGUGAAAAGGCUUACAGCAUAAACUUCGACAUUUUAUCGCAAUUGUUUGUCCUUCCAAUGUUUUUAGUAAAUUUUAUAGGCAUUGUAUGUGCUCGGAGUUUACAUUAUCAAUUUUAUUCAUGGUAUUUCCAUACAUUACCAUAUCUGUUAUGGUGUACUAAUUAUACUAUAAUUAUCAGAUUUUUAAUAUUAGCUCUUAUAGAAUUCUGUUGGAAUACUUAUCCAAGUACUGAUAUAACUAGUGCAAUGUUACAUGUAUGUCAUAUUAGUAUUUUGUAUGGAGUUUGUAAAAAAAUGUCUACAGAAUUAAAAAUGGCAUCCAAAAUACAAUGACAAUGUACAAUUCACAGAUAAUAUGCUAAAUGUGUAUAAUAUUUUUAAUAAACAAUAUUGAUUUUGUGUUUA